Pochonia chlamydosporia 170 is the source of this 822-nucleotide messenger RNA. RefSeq names its product urease accessory protein ureG. Gene Ontology annotation, molecular function: nickel cation binding; GTPase activity. Lineage: Eukaryota; Fungi; Ascomycota; Sordariomycetes; Hypocreales; Clavicipitaceae. The record is from RefSeq and is a predicted model, not a curated record. Bases 1 to 822 code for a protein of 273 amino acids. The transcript has 2 exons.
AUGUCCCACUCUCACUCACAUGAAGGCGGCGUGUCGCACUCACACGAUGGGUUUUCGGCACAGGAACACGGCCACUCGCAUGAGAUUUUGGACGGUCCGGGCAGUUACAUCGGGAGAGAGAUGCCCAUUGUAGAGGGGAGGACCUGGUCCGACAGAGCUUUUACAAUUGGUAUCGGAGGACCCGUCGGCUCCGGCAAAACCGCCCUCAUGCUGGCCCUCUGCCUCGCCCUCCGCCAAAAGUACAGCCUCGCCGCCGUCACCAACGACAUCUUCACCCGCGAAGACGCCGAAUUCCUCACCCGCAACGCCGCCCUCCCCCCUCAACGCAUCCGCGCCAUCGAAACCGGCGGGUGUCCUCACGCCGCCGUCCGCGAGGACAUCUCCACCAACCUCGCUGCCCUGGAGGACCUGCACGGCCAGUUCUCCACGGACCUGCUGCUCAUCGAGUCCGGCGGCGACAACCUGGCGGCCAACUACUCGCGCGAGCUGGCCGACUUCAUCAUCUACGUGAUUGACGUGAGUGGCGGGGACAAGGUUCCGCGGAAGGGCGGGCCGGGGAUCACGCAGAGCGAUUUGCUGGUGGUGAAUAAGACGGAUCUGGCGGAGGCGGUGGGCGCGGAUCUGGGCGUCAUGGAGAGGGAUGCGAGGAAGAUGAGGGAGGGGGGCCCGACGGUCUUUGCGCAGGUGAAGAAGGAUGUGGGCGUUGACCAUAUUGUGAACUUGAUAUUGAGUGCGUGGAAGGCGAGUGGUGCGGAGGAGGAGAGGGUGAAGCAGGGGGGGCCGAGGCCGACGCCUGGGUUGGAGGAGCUGGAGAAGAAAUAA